AUGGCUGUCCAGCGCCCCCGGCGGCGGUUGCGCUCGCUGUGCUUCCUGCUGGCCGCGCUCUUCUUCAUCAUCUUCUCCAUCUACAUCUACGGCAAGCCGUCGUCCAGCAACCGCUUCUACGACGCCCACUACACCGAGUCCCCUGUCGACCCCUUCCGCGGCCGCCAGCUCGCCUUCUGGACUGCGUUCCGCGACAUCCUCGACCGCCAUGCCCCCGAUUGCCCGUCGCCCGAAAUCACCGGGUUCGCCAACCCGACCCCCUUCAAUGCCCUCGAGUCCAGUCCGCGUCCGGACCUCAUCGUGCUCCCUGCUGCCCAUCGCGAGACCAUGAAGUCGGCGCACGUCGCGUUCGUCGACGAAAUCCGCUCCGCCAAAUCGGUCAAGCCCAUCCACACCCCCGGGUCGCGAGGCUUGGUGUCCAUGGCGGGCGGCCCCUACUUCCCGCUGUUCCUGGCGCAGCUACGCAUGCUCCGUCGCAGCAACUCAAACCUGCCGGUCGAGGUCUUCCUGAGGGAUUCGAGCGAGUACGAGAAUCACCUGUGCGAAAAAGUCCUGCCUCAAUACAACGCCAAAUGCGUGGUCUUGUCCGCGCUGCUGGGAUCCACGAAACACAAGGGCGUGGAGAUCGAGCACUACCAGUUCCGCACCUUUGCCGUGCUGUUCUCGUCCUUCGAGGAAGUCGUCUGGAUGGAUGCCGAUUGCUUCCCACUGUAUCGAGUGGAGGACCUGUUGGAUUCAGAGCCCUUCGCUUCCACGGGCUUGGUAACGUGGCCCGACUUCUCGGCUUCUACUACCUCCCAGCUCUUCUAUGAGAUCUCGCAGCAAGACAUCCCCCCCAUGACUCUGCGCGCCGCCACCAAGACGGGCGUGUUUCUCAUCUCCAAGAAAAAGCAUUUUCUGACCCUUCUUCUCGCGGCCUACUACAACUAUCACGGCCCGUCUCAUUACUUUGCCCUGCUGUUGCAGGGUGCCUCCGGACAGGGAGACAAGGAGACUUUUCUUCAAGCAGCAUUGGCCUUGAAAGAGCCCGUCUACCCAGUCAGUGAACGGGUUGGCGCUUUGGGACAUGUCGUUGAUGGCGGCGAGAUGGCUAUCUCUGCGGUAGCCCAGGCCGACCCCAUUGAAGAUUUCACCUUGACCAAGGAAGGGAAAUGGCGAGUGCAAGACCCCGCGGCGGGGAAAGCGCCUCGUGUGUUUUUCAUCCAUGCAAGCCAUCCCAAGUUCGAUGCCAGCGACAAUAUCUUUGGAUAUCAGUGGGACGGCAGCGUCCCGGCCUCCAUGCCCCCCCCUACCGCGGGCCGACUAUGGACCGAUAACGCGGAUGUCAUCAGGAGGUUCGGCUAUGAUGCCGAGAAGGCGUAUUGGGAAGAGGUCAAAUGGGUUGCGUGCAACUACGAGACAUCGCUUCAUGCAUGGGCCGCUAAGCAUGGAGUAUGCGACAAUAUUCAGGGGCAUUGGCGGAAUGUCUUUGAGAAUGCUCAUGACGACGAUCUUCAAUUUACUGACAAUUAG
Talaromyces atroroseus is the source of this 1512-nucleotide messenger RNA. RefSeq lists its product as hypothetical. Gene Ontology annotation, molecular function: alpha-1,2-mannosyltransferase activity. The record is from RefSeq and is a predicted model, not a curated record. Gene Ontology annotation, cellular component: Golgi apparatus. The transcript has a single exon. Gene Ontology annotation, biological process: mannan biosynthetic process. Bases 1 to 1512 code for a protein of 503 amino acids. Lineage: Eukaryota; Fungi; Ascomycota; Eurotiomycetes; Eurotiales; Trichocomaceae.